This is a messenger RNA of Colletotrichum spaethianum, 3552 nucleotides long. Its product is annotated as condensin complex subunit 1. The coding region runs from base 1 to 3552 and encodes 1183 amino acids. Gene Ontology annotation, biological process: mitotic cell cycle; meiotic chromosome condensation; mitotic chromosome condensation. Gene Ontology annotation, molecular function: histone binding. The transcript has 5 exons. Gene Ontology annotation, cellular component: condensed chromosome, centromeric region; nucleus. NCBI's taxonomy places the organism in Eukaryota, Fungi, Ascomycota, Sordariomycetes, Glomerellales, Glomerellaceae. The record is from RefSeq and is a predicted model, not a curated record.
AUGGACUCGGUCGCAUUCGACAUCAACGAUGCUCUCAAGCAUUACAUGAGUGAUCCCGCCAGCAUCCCGACGCCCGAGGCAGAUGGCUCCCUCUUCGACUACGAAAAUGACCCCGAAGGUCUUACCGCCGCCGUCGUCAACCCGGUCCUCAACCCCAUCGUUGACGCCGUCGCCGAGAACCCCGAGGCCAUCACCCGCAGCGCCCAUCUCGACUCGCUGCAAUUCCUUCUAAAGUAUACCGCCUUCCUGCCGACGCAUGCCCUCAGCAAGAUCUUCGACCUCGUCAUGUCCGGCCUCGCCGCCGAGGGCGAUGCCAUAAACCACGACCUCGAGUCCCCCGACGAACAGGAGACCCUCGCUCACCACAAGCAGCUUCUUGAGAUCUACGGCUUCCUUUUGCAAUGGACCAUCGCCGCCGCCGAGACCAAGGCCGCCGAAAAAUCAUCAACAGCGCCCGUCGCCAGAGGCCGCGGGAAGCCCAAGAAGAAUGCGCCAAAGCAGGACGGCGUCUGGGACUCGGCAACACAGCUGCAGUCCGCUCUCGACAUCAUGAGCAAGGUCCUCAAGCUGAAGCUAUCCAAGAUCUUCCUGACCACCUCGGAAAGAGACACCUUUAUCGGCCUGCUGACCCGCCCCGUCUACAUGAUCCUCGAGAGCGAGCAGCGCGUCAAGAGCACAUCCAUCCGCAUGCACGCCUUCAAGGUGCUCUGCAUUGCCGUGAAGCACCAUGGCCACGCCUAUGCGGCGCAGAUUUCCAUUGUCCAAAACUUAACCUAUUUUGAGCACCUUUCCGAGCCCAUGGCCGAGUUCCUCUACAUUCUGGCAGAGACCUAUGACUACCCCCAGCUGGCCGACGAAAUCCUGCGCGAGCUCAGUAACAAGGAGUUCAACACAAACGACACAAAGGGCCCCAAAUCCGUCUCCCAGUUCGUUGUCAAGCUCUCUGAGCUGGCCCCCAGACUCGUCAUCAAACAAAUGACCAUGCUCGCGAAGCAGCUAGACAGCGAGUCUUACACACUGCGCUGCGCCCUCAUCGAGGUCUGCGGAAACAUGAUUGCCCACCUGGUCAAGCAGGACGAGCGUGGUGAGAACCACAAGUCUCAACUCAACGCCUUCUUCGACGUGUUGGAGGAGCGAUUCCUCGACAUAAACCCCUACUGCCGAUGCAGAGCCAUUCAGGUCUACGUCAAGCUGUGCGACCUCGAGCAAAAGUUCCCCAAGCGACGCCAACGCGCUGCCGAAAUGGCCUGCAGAAGUCUCGAGGACAAGAGCAGCCACGUCAGGAGGAAUGCCAUCAAGCUUCUUGGCGCUCUGAUCAAGACACAUCCAUUUACCGUCAUGCACGGCGCCCAGCUUUCUCGCAAAGACUGGCAAGCGCGUCUUGACAAGGUUGACGAAGAGCUCAACGCAUUGCAGCCUCCCGAGGGAGCCCCUGGUCUUGGCGAAGGAGCCAACACCACCAAGCCCAUGACCGACGAGCAAAAGUUCGAGGCGGUUCGUAAGGCGCGGGAGGAGGCUGCCACGUCCGAGGCCAUCGAGAAGCUCACUCUCACCAAACGAUACUACUCCGAGGCCUUGAAGUUCAUUGACGUCCUCCACGAGGCCACCGGCACCGUCUGCCAGCUGCUUGGCUCCCGCAACAAGAGUGAAGUCAUCGAGGCCAUGGACUACUUUGAGAUUGGCGAUGCAUACAACAUUGAGCAAAACAAGGUCGGCAUCCGCCGUAUGCUGCGUUUGAUCUGGACCAAGGGCAACAGCGACGAGGGCAAGGGCGUCCAGAGCCAUCUCAUCGAUGUCUACAAGCGUCUGUUCUUUGAGGCCCCCGACUCUUUCAGCUCGAACGAUGCGGCCAACUUCAUCGCCCGCAACAUGAUCAGUCUGACCUUUGGUGCCACCCCGGCCGAGUUGACGUCGCUGGAGCAGUUGCUCAGCACCAUGAUGAAGCAGGGCUUGAUUCCCGAAGUUGUCAUUGCCAAGCUCUGGCAGGUGUACGGCGUACAAAAGCGCGAGAUCUCCAGGACGCAACGUCGUGGUGCCAUCAUCGUGCUGGGCAUGCUCGCGACUGCCAACCCCGAGAUCGUGGUUGGGGAGAUGGAGACUAUGCUGCGGACUGGCUUGGGCUCUCACGGCCGUGCCGAUCUCCAGCUGGCCAAGUACACCUGCAUUGCUCUUCGCCGGAUCAACCCCACCGGCCGACAAGCAAAAGAAUCUGCCGUCAAGUUCUCCAGGCUGCCAAACGACCAUGCUGUUCUGUCCAAGCUGGCCUCCAUCACCGAGGUUCCGUCCGAAAGCAAGGAGUGGUAUGGUGUCGCUGAGCAGGCCAUCAAUGCCAUCUACGCCAUUUCCAAGCACCCUGACACCCUCUGCUCCGACAUCAUCCGCCACAAGACCAAGCAAGUUUUUGCUGCUCCUCAGUCGCGAGCAAGCUCUCAGCCUAGCUCGCAGCCAAGCUCCAGGCCAGCGUCGCGAGAUGAGAGUCAGUCUGUGCAGACGGACGAGGACGGAAACGAGACGAUCGUUCCCCCUGCGUCGCAGCCGAAGAAGCGCGACGCCGCCAUCGGUCUGUCCCAGCUUUUGUUUAUCGUCGGCCACGUUGCUAUCAAGCAAAUUGUGCACCUGGAACUCUGCGAACAAGACUUCAAGCGCCGUAAGCAGGAGCAGGAGAAGGAGAAGACCGCCGACAAGUCGACGGCCCAGGCAGGCAAGAAGGACGAGCCCGAUGACCUGGACCUCAUUGGCGGCACGACCGAGGACGACUUCACCGAGGCCAUGGCCCACAUUCGUGAGCGAGAGCUUUUGUUCGGCCCCGAGUCUCUGCUGGCACAGUUCGGACCUCUGGUGUCGGAAAUUUGCGCCAACAACACCACGUAUGCCGACAAGGGGCUGCAGGCUGCUGCCACUCUCUGCCUCGCCAAGCUCAUGUGCGUCAGCUCCGAGUACUGCGAGGCCAACCUGCCGCUGCUCAUCACCAUCAUGGAGCGCUCGACCGAUGCCACCGUCCGCUCGAACGCCGUCAUCGCUCUUGGUGACAUGGCCGUGUGCUUCAACCACCUCAUCGACGAAAACACGGACUUCUUGUACCGCCGUCUGGCUGACAAGGACCAGUCUGUCAAGCGUACUUGCUUGAUGACGCUGACCUUCCUCAUUCUCGCCGGUCAGGUCAAGGUUAAGGGUCAGCUGGGUGAGAUGGCCAAGUGCCUCGAGGAUGAGGACCGCCGCAUCGCCGACCUGGCAAGGAUGUUCUUCACCGAGCUCAGCACCAAGGACAAUGCCGUCUACAACCACUUUGUCGACAUGUUCAGCUUGCUGUCCGCCGAGAAGAACCUGGAGGAGGAGAGCUUCCGCAGGAUCAUCCGGUUCCUCCUGGGCUUCGUCGAGAAGGACAAGCACGCCAAGCAGCUGGCCGACAAGCUCGCGGCCAGGCUCACCCGCUGCGAGACGGAGCGCCAGUGGAACGACGUUGCUUUCGCCCUGGGACUGCUGCAGCACAAGAACGAGGAGAUCACCAAGACCGUCUCCGAGGGCUUCAGAGUCGUCCAGCUCCAGGCGUGA